CCGUCCUAGUGCUACUGGGCCGAACAUCACUAGACGGUGCGGAUCAAUUCGUGAUCUUCUUCUUCCUCUAUCAAGACUCUUCAAACAAUAAUUCCCUUUCAAAAUCUCCCACACUCACAGUUUCCUUCUCAAAAUUCGAGAGAGAGACAGAGAGAUAGAAAUGGCGGACGUAGAAGAAGCAGAGCUCAGUGACAAGCAGAAAAAAGAGAUAGCGAAAUGGUUCCUUCUCAACUCUCCUGCUGGUGAAAUCCAAUACGUUUCCAAAGAUGUGAAAGCGAUACUGAACGACGAAGAAUUGUACAAUGAGGCGGCUUCCGAGGCCUUUCCCUUGUACAAUAAAUCCCAAAUGAUUUGCCUCGAAAUGCCUGGCCGAAUCGGCGAUGUGCUGGUUACUUCAUUUGGCGAGCUCAAGGAGAAUGAGUUUCUUGAUCUUAGGACUGCUCAAGUUGCCAUAGUUGAUCACAUUAAACAAGUUUGUACAGGGGUGAGACCUGCUCUGGAUGAUGAACUUCCAUCCCCAUACGUAGAGGAAUUCAGAUGUGCUCUGGAUGCCGAAAUACUGAAAUAUGUCGGUGAAGCUUAUCCAAAAGGUGUCUGCUCAGUCUACUGUACAAAAGGAAAAGAUGUGGAGGGCCCAGGUUCUGAUUUUGAUCUUGUAGUGGUGAUUUCUGCUGCCAGACUUAGUCCACAGAAUUUCUGCAACGGAAGUUGGCGUUCAGUAUGGAAUAUUGAGUUCAAGGAUGUUGAACAAAUACUGGAACUGAGAGGCAAAUUGCAGGUGGGUGCCCAUUAUUUUGAAGAGGGAAAUGUGCAGUUAGAUGCAAAACAUGAAUGCAAAGACACAACAGUAUUUCAGUCUCCCGAUGACUGUGCAAUUACCAUAGCCAGCAUUAUUCGCCACCAUGAGACAGAGUACUUGGCAUCUCUUGAGGCAUCCUAUUCAAAUUUGCCAGAUACCACUUUCAAGGAUCUCCGGAGGAAGCUUCCAGUUACUCGAACCCUAUUUCCAUGGCAUAACACGUUGCAAUUUAACCUGACUAGAGACAUUACAAAAGAACUUGGCAUUGGAAAGUGAAUACACCAAACCGAAAUCAAGACCAAUGUUUGCUGAAGGAAAUGUUCUGUGCCAUCAGAGUUUCUCUCCUCAGUUUUAUGGCAUUGUACUAUACUGUUGAUUCCCAGAUGUGUAUAAUAGCAGGAAAGGAUUGUGGUUUAUUUCCAUUUUCUAAAGCAUGUGACGAAGUUGACUAGUUUGUGGAAAGGAUUGUAGUGCGAAAAGUGGCCCCAGUUUGUGCAAUUAUUUUUUGCCUAAAAGGUGAAUGAAAAUUGAGAGGGACACGGACUUGAAAGAGCCAA
Messenger RNA from Juglans regia (Persian walnut), 1356 nucleotides. RefSeq names its product F-actin-capping protein subunit alpha. Lineage: Eukaryota; Viridiplantae; Streptophyta; Magnoliopsida; Fagales; Juglandaceae. Gene Ontology annotation, biological process: barbed-end actin filament capping; actin cytoskeleton organization. Bases 161 to 1075 code for a protein of 304 amino acids. The record is from RefSeq and is a predicted model, not a curated record. Gene Ontology annotation, cellular component: F-actin capping protein complex; actin cortical patch. Gene Ontology annotation, molecular function: actin filament binding. The transcript has 11 exons.